Thrips palmi is the source of this 1170-nucleotide messenger RNA. RefSeq lists its product as uncharacterized. The transcript has 5 exons. NCBI's taxonomy places the organism in Eukaryota, Metazoa, Arthropoda, Insecta, Thysanoptera, Thripidae. Gene Ontology annotation, biological process: neuropeptide signaling pathway. The record is from RefSeq and is a predicted model, not a curated record. Gene Ontology annotation, molecular function: neuropeptide hormone activity. Bases 107 to 676 code for a protein of 189 amino acids.
GAGACCGCCGCCCGGAGCACACACCCCACGAGGAACGCAGCACCGAGCCGAGUCCGGUACCCGGUACCACCAGGAACCCGGCGACGACACCGACGACACCGAGGCCAUGCGGGAGUACGUGCUGCUCUUCGCCGCGCUGGCCCUGGGGGCCGGGGCUGAGUCCCUGCAGGACCACGAGGACGGCCCGACGGAGCAGCACAGCCGAGUGCAGCGAGAGGUGCAGGGCCUGUUCCCCUUCCCGCGGGUGGGCAGGGCCACGUGGGCUUCCAGGGACUCAGGUCUGGGAGAGAAGCGCCAGGGCCUGAUUCCCUUCCCGCGCGUGGGCCGCAGCGAGAACGCCGACCCCCGCGGCAUGCCCGGCCUGCCCGUGCCGCUGGGGGCGCCCGCCGCCUGGCUCGUCGCGCCCGAGUUCUACCCCGGCAAGCGAGUGGCGUCGUGGGUGCCGUCGUCCUCACCACGGCUCGGCCGGCAGAGUAAACGGUUCGACUCGGACAGCGCGGCCUGGACGCUGGUCAACCUGCGGGCAGAGUACCCGGCAAUGAACAGGCCGCAGCGGGGCCGCGAGUCGGCGUCCUUCACGCCGCGCCUGGGCCGCGAGCUGGAGGUGGACGACGAGGCCGUGCCCCACGACGCCAACCUCAGCCCCGAGGACGUGGCGGCCGGAGUGCGCCUGUAGGUGCGAGGAGUCCGAGGCUGCCGCCGCACGACCCGUCGGCUGCUCGCCCUUGGGCCCUGGGCCCUUUACCGCGUACUGUGCCGCCACCAGGUCGCGGGCUGGAGCCCACCAGACGGCCGCCAUUCAGCAGCGUGGGGGAGGCACUCCACCCCGACCUCCUGGACUUGCUGGAGUCCCGGCGGACGGGGUGCUUCGCAGAGCUCCGCGUGCGGGGCGGCUCCGCACCCCGUGACUGCGUAUUGCGUCUCGGGGCGCGGCGCUCUAACGAUCCGCCGCCUUGCCCCCCGAAAGCUUCUUUCCCUCCCUCACAGCUUCCGUUCUGUAGACGUCAAACUGCUGUAGUCUCGUUCCUUUUACCUUUACGUCUCCCGUUUGCUGCGACUGUCGUGUCGUGUCGGCUGGGAAUGACAUGCACAGCUACCGCGUAAAUAGGCAGCGAGGCGCUGAGUCAUUUGUAAAGAGUUUGAAACUUCAAAUAAAAUAAACCAUUUUCA